This is a messenger RNA of Peromyscus eremicus (cactus mouse), 2675 nucleotides long. RefSeq names its product peroxisome proliferator activated receptor delta (gene Ppard). The coding region runs from base 300 to 1622 and encodes 440 amino acids. The record is from RefSeq and is a predicted model, not a curated record. The transcript is spliced from 7 exons. Gene Ontology annotation, molecular function: nuclear receptor activity; zinc ion binding; RNA polymerase II cis-regulatory region sequence-specific DNA binding. Gene Ontology annotation, cellular component: nucleus. Gene Ontology annotation, biological process: hormone-mediated signaling pathway; cell differentiation; positive regulation of transcription by RNA polymerase II. Lineage: Eukaryota; Metazoa; Chordata; Mammalia; Rodentia; Cricetidae.
UUUCUCUUAGGGCCAUCAGAGGCAUGGGAACAACCUCUGCCUCAGUGACACUACUGACCCUCACCCGCUGCAGUGGGAAGGAGGAAGUAGAAACUGGACCAAUGGCAGAGGGGUAGGACGUGGAGGAAGGCUCAGGCCAUCCGUCCCUCAGCGAAGAACCACAGCGUGGUCCUCUUCCCCAGGACACUUUCCUCUGUUUUCACUUUGCAUCUCUUCGAGGUGGUCCAUCUGCGCUCAGACCCAGAUGGUGCCAGAGCUAUGACCAGGCCUGCAGGCGCCACGCCGAGUGGGGGUCAGCCAUGGAGCAGCCACAGGAGGAGGCCCCUGAGGCCCGGGAAGAGGAGAAAGAGAAAGUGGCCACAACUGAAGGAGCCCCGGAGCUCAACGGAGGACCAGAGCACAUGCUUCCUUCCGGCAGCUGCACAGACCUCUCCCAGAAUUCCUCUCCUUCCUCCCUGCUGGACCAGCUGCAGAUAGGCUGUGAUGGGGCCUCAGGCGGCAGCCUCAACAUGGAGUGCCGGGUGUGCGGGGACAAGGCCUCGGGCUUCCACUACGGGGUCCACGCAUGUGAGGGGUGUAAGGGUUUCUUCCGCCGGACAAUCCGCAUGAAGCUGGAGUACGAGAGGUGUGACCGGAGCUGUAAGAUCCAGAAGAAGAACCGGAACAAAUGCCAGUACUGCCGCUUCCAGAAGUGCCUGGCGCUCGGCAUGUCGCACAACGCCAUCCGCUUCGGACGGAUGCCAGAGGCCGAGAAGAGAAAGCUGGUAGCAGGGCUGACGGCCAGUGAGGGGUGCCAGCACAACCCACAGCUGGCCGACCUGAAGGCCUUCUCCAAGCACAUCUACAAUGCCUACCUGAAAAACUUCAACAUGACCAAAAAGAAGGCCCGUAGCAUCCUCACCGGCAAGUCCAGCCACAACGCACCCUUUGUCAUCCACGACAUCGAGACACUGUGGCAGGCGGAGAAGGGCCUGGUGUGGAAGCAGCUGGUGAACGGGCUACCGCCCUACAAAGAGAUCAGCGUUCACGUGUUCUAUCGCUGCCAGUGCACCACGGUGGAGACGGUGCGGGAGCUCACCGAGUUCGCCAAGAGCAUCCCCAACUUCAGCAGCCUCUUCCUCAACGACCAGGUGACCCUCCUCAAGUACGGCGUGCACGAGGCCAUCUUCGCCAUGCUGGCCUCCAUCGUCAACAAAGACGGGCUGCUGGUGGCCAAUGGCAGCGGCUUCGUCACCCACGAGUUCCUGCGCAGCCUCCGCAAGCCCUUCAGUGACAUCAUUGAGCCCAAGUUUGAGUUUGCUGUCAAGUUCAAUGCGCUGGAACUCGACGACAGUGACCUGGCACUCUUCAUUGCAGCCAUCAUUCUGUGUGGAGACCGGCCAGGCCUCAUGAAUGUGCCACAGGUGGAGGCCAUCCAGGACACCAUUCUGCGGGCUCUGGAGGUCCACCUGCAGGUCAACCACCCUGACAGCCCGUACCUCUUCCCCAAGCUGCUGCAGAAGAUGGCCGACCUGCGGCAGCUGGUCACUGAGCAUGCCCAGAUGAUGCAGUGGCUAAAGAAGACGGAGAGCGAGACCUUGCUGCACCCCCUGCUCCAGGAAAUCUACAAGGACAUGUACUGAGGCCGCAGCCCAGGCCGCCCUACAGGCUCCAGCUGGGCCCAUGGGACUGUUCUGAGGACCAGCGCACAAGCACUGGGCACAACACUCCAGACUCCCACCCUCCCUGCCUUCUGCCCAUCUCUCCCCAGCACUUCCUGUUCUCGCUGUUCCUCAGUACCCUGCUCUUCCACCUUGCCUUCUGUAGCAUCUCCCUCCAGCCUGUCCCCCUGUCUGUCCAAUUCAUGUCAGUGAGACAGUUGGUAUGCUGUCUCUCCACCAGAACAGGACCUCUGCCUUUGCCCACCUUCCCGGGAGCAGGGGGGCCUGCACCCGCCCGGCCCUGCCCUGCCUCUGUUUCCCUCUUCAAAGACUUGAGCCAUCCAAAGAAACACUAAGGUCUGAGCCCAGCUUUCCAGGAAGCUUGGCUGGGGCUGACUGCUGUCCUAGCCUGUGGUCACCUCACCAUCACAGGGUUCUUCCUGCAGAAGAGAGUGGGCAAGGAACAUGGGCUGGGAGACAGAUUUCUCUUCUAGGCUGUCUCCUCAACCCAAGGCACCCUGCCCCAACUCUGACACCCUCCAUUCUUCUUGCCAGUGUUCUAGGCCAUUAUCACUGAUGCCCCUUGUGCUGCCCUGGGGAUACCCCUUCCAGAUGGGGUUCCACACCCCAUUGAAGAGGAGGAGGGUAGAAGUUGGCCAGAAGGAACAGCACAUUUAGUUCUGAUGCCAGGACUCGGGUUCGGGUCCCAGGGUUAGAGGUCAGACAGCUCUCCAUCAGUACCCCCACUGGCCUCACCCUGUAGCAGCAUUCAGACUGGCAGAACCCUGCAGGAGGAACUGGACCAUGGCUGCUCUUUCCUUUACCCCAGAGACGCUGGCACACCUGCCCCCUGCAACUGCCUCACCGUAACCAGGACACUGGCUCACCUCUUGGUCACCAUAGGGCCCCUCCCUGCCCUCCCCAAGGUGGCUGGGAGACAGCUGUGGCCCUGUCCCUAGGGUUGGUGAUCUGUGAGUAGGCAGAGGUGUCCUGACAGGUCGCCAGGUGGCCCCUGCCAGCUCACAGGCAGAGUUG